Messenger RNA from Suillus bovinus, 2749 nucleotides. RefSeq lists its product as uncharacterized. The transcript has 6 exons. Lineage: Eukaryota; Fungi; Basidiomycota; Agaricomycetes; Boletales; Suillaceae. The coding region runs from base 173 to 2521 and encodes 782 amino acids. The record is from RefSeq and is a predicted model, not a curated record.
AUUGCAUCCGUGAUUCUUGACUUAUCCCCCUUCAAGCAUCGAUUGAAUAUUGAACGGUCAGUUGUGGCCUCGAAAUGUUUGAAUGAUAGUGUUGUUCUAGCUUAAAAGCAAGCUUCCAUCUGCGAUUUCUUGUCAUUUCAGUUCACUAAGCACUUGCCUUACGCUCUUUAUCAUGGCUGACAAUGCUACUGGCGCCACUGCGCCAAAGACGCCUCCCCACAUCGUAAACUCUGGGCCCAAGCUCGACUCCACCCCGCUUGCAGUUGGCUCUGCCGCUAUCAGCGAGCAUAUUGGUGCUGUAGGCGUUGGCGUCCAGGAUGUUAGUCCAUGGAUCGCGCGCGACGUUGAAGGCUACAAGGAAGGUGCCGUCGAUAAAAUGUUAGAGGAACUCCUUUAUCGCUGCGUAGACGACUCGAAACCACUUCCUGACAAGUCGACACUACUCGAUGAUUCCCUCAAGGCUGUCCUGCCCAUCUGCAACGAGGGCGAUGACGCUCGAAUCAUCAAGAACCACAUGAUUACUCUUCUGGCCAGCAAUACUGAGCUAGACAUGUACCAGCCUUUUAUCAAAGCUGCAAACUGUGCACUCCGCCGACUGAGCAAGCUGGACGCGCCUGGAUUGGUUCCUUCGAAGGCAGAAGACGAUUUCGAGAACAUCAUAUUUCAUCUAAACGACCCAUCGUUAAUCCACCAAACACACCAAGAAGAACAGUCCUCACGCAAGCCUGACGUCGUUAUCGUCUCCAACGCGAGCGCUAUGAAGGCGGGGAAUUGUGAAGUAGAAGAUAUAUACGAAUCAGCGUUGAAGAAGCCCGUCAAGAAGUUUGAAUGGAAGGAACUUCGAACGACGCUGGAGUUCAAACACACGAAGGCGAAGUCUGGACUUGCACUACCGCCUGUGACUUACGCAGCGAAGACGACUUACAAUAUCCCUGUAGCGAAGAAGUUUAUGAAGUAUCGGAGGGAAACGAACCGGUCCGCUGAUGAGCCUGAGCCAGAUGCGACACCUUUGCCUGCCAGCAGUGUUGCUACGGGUUCGUGCCAGACAUCGAAUGCGCGUGCUGCUGCUACGAGUUCGCGCCAGACAUCAAAUGCCGCAGGACGUCCGAACCAGUCUGAGCGAGACAAGAAGCGUUCUUCUGCUGGUCUAGCUGACGGCGGCCGUAGCAGCAAAAAAGCUAGGAGGGAGCCGGCAAGACUUCAUCCUGUCGUGCAGAAUGGUUUGUACGCCGCGGAGAUGUUUGCAGCUCAUUUUGCACGGCAGAGCGUGAUCUCAUAUGUGGUGGAGAAUGACAUAAUCUACACCUGGUACUUCGAUCGGCAGGGCGCAAUCCAAUGCUCUGGUAUCAACUUCGUCCAGGACCUUCCACGCUUCAUGGUUUUGCUGCUUGCUAUGCAGCGAAUGUCAUACGCAGAAUGGGGCUACCACACGCUACCGGAGUUUGUGUCUUCGGGUGAGGUUCGGGUCGAUGAUAAAAAGAUCGGAGUGGUCGACCUCAAAUUCAAUUUGACGUCUGACGAGCGCAUCACUCACUUCGGUUUGCGCGGACGUGCAACCACCGUCUUCCCAGUGGAAAGUGUGGCGCUGUCGGCUCUGGUACCUCAACUCCCUCAUUAUAACCCUCGUAACCCUACCGACAAGCUCGUGGCCAAGCUCUAUUGGCCAGAAGAGGAGCGCGAGAGUGAGGCUGACAUACUCCAGAAGGUGUAUGAGAUAGCGAAGAAGGAUGAAGAGGGGAAGGUCAAGUACCACGUCCCAGAGUUGGUCUGGUCCCAGGUGUUUGAAGAUACAUCCACGGCGAACAUCAGGAGGGCGCUAGGAAUUGAUGAUGCUGAAACAGGCAGGCGCGUCUUUUACAUAAUCGUAUUCAGAGAGCUUCGCCCGAUCACGAAGCUGAGCGGGGAGGAUUUCCUCAGCGCAUGGUGGCAAAUCGUUAUCUGUCAUUACGCGCUCUGGGACAAUGGUGUUCAUCACCGCGACGUCAGCCCUAGCAAUCUCAUGGUAUACAAAACCUCAGACGGUCGAUGGAUUGGCGUUCUUAAUGACUUCGACUUAUCAUCGACUGGAGACACUCCCUCGGGCCAGGAGCGCACAGGGACGGUACCUUUCAUGGCGCUCGACCUUCUCACAAAGGAAGCUAUCAAGGGCCAGGUCAAGCAUCUGUACCAACACGACGCCGAGUCAUUCAUAUGGGUCCUGACCUGGGUCUGUAUCUGUUAUGAAGACGGUGUGUUCAUCGGCAAGCGCACGGAUCUUAAUGACUGGCUGAGAGUGGAUGCAAUUGGAUGCCACCAAGCAAAAAGUAGCUUUUUAAUUUCAGGUCGUAAAACCAUGACACCGUCGUCAUCGCACGGAAAUAUCUGGAAGAUGGCACGAUCUUGCCUUCUGACUAUCGCCCAGCAUUAUGUGCCGGAGCUGGUACCUACGGUGGAGGAUCAUGUCGUAUUUCAGACAUGGCUUCAGAAGAACAUACUUGAGGCAAAGAUAUUGUCGCCGGCGCUCCUAGAUGUUCGCUUGUAAAUUAUGUGGUCUGUAGUAGCCGGCAGCACCACAGAUCAUGCAUACAUUGAGACAAUUCGUGUAAUUAAUACAAGAGCUUUGUAGAAUCAUGAUGUACGUGCAUGUCAUCAAUCCGGCAUGUCAUUUCUCGAUCUGUUCCUAGUAUACCGUCUGGUUAGCUACAGAUGCACGCAGUACCACAUACCAACUUUGACAGGUCUCAGUCGCUCGGGGUCAUUGCUGUCUUCC